Molecule: messenger RNA, 581 nt
Organism: Nycticebus coucang (slow loris)
Lineage: Eukaryota; Metazoa; Chordata; Mammalia; Primates; Lorisidae
Product: vesicle-associated membrane protein 3-like
Exons: 1
Coding region: 10-324 (104 amino acids)
Biological process (GO): vesicle-mediated transport; SNARE complex assembly; vesicle fusion
Cellular component (GO): plasma membrane; SNARE complex
Molecular function (GO): SNAP receptor activity; syntaxin-1 binding
Source: RefSeq, a predicted model, not a curated record
GCUGCCAAAAUGUCUACAGGUGCACCUGCAGGUUCAAGUGCUGCUGCUGGCAGUAAUCGAAGGCUUCAGCAGAUGCAAAAUCAAGUAGAUGAGGUGGUGGACAUAAUGAGAAUUAACGUGGAUAAGGUGUUGGAAAGAGACGAGAAGCUCUGCGAGUUAGACGACCGUGCAGAUGUGCUGCAGGCAGGCGCCUCUCAGUUUGAAACAAGUGCUGCCAAGUUGAAGAGAAAAUACUGGUGGAAGAAUUGCAAGAUGUGGGCUAUAGGGAUUAGUGUUCUGGUCGUCAUCAUCAUCAUCAUCAUCAUGUGGAAUGUCUCUUCAUGAAGAACCGGUGAAACUCAAGCCUGCUGUUAAAGAAACCUCAAGACUUUUGAAGUAGAACCUGCCUUAUUAUCAAGCUUACCUACUGUUAAUAUCUAAACUGGUUAUUUUUGUUAGUUAAUGUAAAGUUCAGUUUCUAGGAAAUGCGCCUUUUUUUUUUUUUAACACGCACUCCAAAUUGUAAGUAUGGCCAGCCCCGUCCACAUUUUGCAUAGUGCCUUUACAGAUUUACAUAUGGGCUGAUGAAGAGGACCUCUUAA